ACACACAUACACUAAAUUGCCAGGCACGCUCACAAAAAAAGUUUUUUUUUAUUGCGUCACCUUUCAGAUUGAGGCUCCUCUUGUUAUCCAAUCAGAAUUGAUCUGAUAAGUGCGUUAUGCUUCAAACAAUUGGCCUUAUCGCGAUAUGGAUGUUGCCUAGCAACCUUCGAGAGAAAAAAAAAGACCUGAUGCGCAACAGGCUUUUAAGUAUCCUAUGGAGUUAUAUGAUGAUUGGCUGGUAAAUACUGUGAAUUCCAAUCCUGAAAAAAUGUAAUUAUUUUUUCAUUCUUUUUUUUCCUUUCUUUCUCCACUAUUGUCCAUCUCAAGAUGAGUGCUUCUAAUUCGAAAAAUAAUGGCUUUGUGUUUGAACAACAAAACGACAUUCGUUUAAACGAGCUCAGUUCUAAAAUCUCUGCUAUCAAAAAUAUCACAAUAGACAUUCACCAAGAUGUGUCUGAUCAAGAUAGAUUGUUGGAUGAAUCACAUAAUCAAUUCAGCGGUCUUGGAAGUAGCUUGCAUCAAUCUUUUGGCAGAAUGAACAGAAUGAUAUCCAAACGCCACCAAAGACAACUCUGUUUUUAUGUCUCCAUCACUGUCUUUGGUUUUUUCCUUAUUUAUUAUGGUGCACCCUUUAUCUCUUCUUUUUUCAGUUCCGAAAAGGACGGUGAUGAUAUGUAGCAGAAAUGAUUUUUUGUAGAAAAAUAUAAUUAAAAUUAAGGUUUUGAUUAGAAAAUACAUAUUAAUUUAAACAAUAAAUAUGUUAUUUUUAAAACUCUUUCCAUAA
This is a messenger RNA of Gilbertella persicaria, 784 nucleotides long. RefSeq lists its product as uncharacterized. NCBI's taxonomy places the organism in Eukaryota, Fungi, Mucoromycota, Mucoromycetes, Mucorales, Choanephoraceae. The record is from RefSeq and is a predicted model, not a curated record. The transcript has 4 exons. Bases 328 to 678 code for a protein of 116 amino acids. Gene Ontology annotation, biological process: intra-Golgi vesicle-mediated transport.